AUGAAGCCUCCAUUUCCGUGUAUCUUUUUGUCAGUGGUACUGAGAGCCAGAUUUAUUCUGACACAAACGCACCACCCUGGAAAUGUGGGAGCAUCCGCAAGGGCACUGAAAACCAUGGGCUUUGAUGAGCUUGUCCUAGUGAAACCCCACGAUCCCAAAGUUUUGAUUCGGAAAAAAUGUAAGGACAGGGCCAGUGGCGCAGCUGAUGUCUUGGAUGGAGCCAAAGUAUAUGAAGCCUUGCAUGAAGCAUUAGAAGGUACGGAUGUUUGGUGUGGCACUGGAAUGCCCGUGGAUAUGGCACAAUCGCGGGACUUGAACGAACGACAAUUUUGCGAACCUCGGCCCUUUUUGGAAGACUUGGCGCGUGCCACUGAAGCCAAAUCGAUUUCCUUUGUUUUUGGGAAUGAACGAGCGGGAAUGUCAAAAGAAGAUAUUGAGCUAUGCCAUGUCAUGCUUGGUAUUCCGACGAAUCCUACCUUUGGAUCUCUCAAUCUUGCUUCAGCAGUUCAACUCAUUGCUUAUGAUUGCCGGCAGGCACUGGGAGGGUUCAAUUCGGGCAACGACGAGGACGAUGGUUAA
Messenger RNA from Cylindrotheca closterium, 579 nucleotides. NCBI's taxonomy places the organism in Eukaryota, Bacillariophyta, Bacillariophyceae, Bacillariales, Bacillariaceae. The record is from the annotation of a GenBank genome assembly.